AUGAAGGGAGAAGCUGGAAGUGUGCUACGCAGUGAGAAGUCAAAGCAGAAGGGACACAUCUGGGGCUCCAUGAGGAGGACAGCUUUCAUCCUAGGCUCUGGCCUUCUCUUGUUAGUGGCCUUAUGGAACUCAGUCACAUGGCAUCUGCAGAGAUUUUGGGGUGCUUCCGGCUUCUUUUGGCAAGGCCAGUGGGAGAGGCUGCUGUCUACAUUUGAAGGGAAGGAGUGGAUCCUUUUCACUAUAGGUGCCACUCAAGUGCCGGCUCUGUUUUUCUGGAGUUUCAAUGGACUUCUACUGGUGGUUGACACAACUGGAAAACCUAACUUCAUCUCUCGCUACCGAAUUCAGAUUGGCAAGAACGAACCGGUGGACCCUGUGAGACUACAGCAGUCCAUCCGCACAGUUCUCUUCAACCAGUACGUGGUCUCUCUCCCCAUAACAGCCUUCCUCUAUCCCUUUCUCAAGUGGUGGGGAGACCCCUGCCGCCGAGAGCUACCCACCUUCCACUGGUUCCUCCUGGAGCUGACCAUCUUCACCCUGAUUGAGGAAGUCAUGUUCUACUACUCACACCGGCUCCUUCACUACCCAGCAUUCUACAAGAAAAUCCACAAGAAACACCACGAGUGGACAGCUCCCAUUGGUGUGAUAGCUCUCUAUGCCCACCCUAUAGAGCAUGUGGCCUCCAACAUGCUGCCAGCAAUGUUAGGUCCCUUAUUAAUGGGCUCCCACUUGUCAUCCAUCACCAUGUGGAUCUCCUUGGUCCUCAUCAUCACCACCAUCUCCCACUGUGGCUACCACCUACCUUUCCUGCCUUCACCUGAAUUCCAUGACUACCACCAUCUUACGUUCACCCAGUGCUAUGGGGUGCUGGGAGUGCUGGACCACCUCCACGGGACUGACACCGUGUUUAAGCAGUCCAAGGCAUAUAAGAGACACGUCCUCCUGCUGGGCUUCACCCCACUCUCUCAGAGCAUCCCCGACUCACCGAAGGAGUGAGGGGGGCCCGAGUGCCGUCCUUGCUGUCUCCUCAGCAGUGGACUGCUGAAGUGGCCUGGGUCCUAAUGAUCACACCUGACAACUUACUUCCUGUAGCCAUGCACUCUAACAAUGGCAUCAUGAGUAUCCCCAGGGCAGGGGCAGUGCCAGCUUCCUGGAAAAGUAGGGCCAAAGAUGAGGCCAGGGCUUCCCUAAACUACUGCCCCUGAUAUUCCUUUAGGAGAUCAGGAAUUCACUUAGGGAAGACGGAAAAACAGUUCGCUAGACUGGAGACCAGCCAGAGGGAGGAAACCACUUCCAGGGCUCCUGGCAUGCCCCAACCCCCACCCUGGACUGCUGCUGUAGAAGGAGAGAAGUUCCACCCUAGACGGCUCCUUGUGGCCUAGAGACAGAGUGACAAUGGUGGGGGGAAAACAGGAUAAUGCUUUGCUACUUCUCAUACCAAAAAGCUUUUCUCAUCCCCUACUCAAGGCCAGGGCACCCCGGCAGAUAGUUUCAGGUAGUCCCAGUUCUUAACAUUCCAGUCCCCAUGGCCCCCAAACACACAGUCAGUGAAGAAGGCUCCACUGCAACUCUGCUCACCACAAACUUCUUCCAUCUCUGAAAAGAAAAAUACCAAUCACAAGAGCUCCUCCCAGGAUUAAAACAAACACAAAAGAGGCGCAGACCAAACCUCAACUUCAGCUCUACAAGGAAAGGAAAGGCUAAGCCCUGAGGGCCCUGCUAAACUGGCGUCCUUUUACAUACAAAGGGGUCAGAGUUGCUGGCCUUUGGGGACACCCAACCCAGGCCUCCUUGUUGGCCUCCCUGAAGCAGGGCCAUAGAGGUUACAGCCCUCCUUCUCCCACAACGAGCCCAGAAGGCAAAAUCCUCACACCCCCUCCCUUGCCCCCCAUCCCCCUCCAGAGGUUAACCAGUUGUCUCACCUGCAUUUGUUGAUUUUUCACAGUGGUACCUUUUUCAAAUGAAAUCUUACCUGGAACCUCAAUAUAUGAAACCACCACAGAGCUACUCUGGCUGAAACAGACCCCAUUCUGAUCUUUGCUCUGAAGCCACUGACACUACUAGGAACCCUGUGGCUCCCAAGAGCAGUUUGAUUUGAAAGAGCACCAACAUCAACCACUAUUUAAGAACUUUUCAUUCCUUUCUGCCAAGAAAACCAUCCACUAUUUUGAAUGUUUCAACUCUGAUAAGGCUAAGUCUCCAGGCAGAACUAUCAAAAAGGAGUUCCUCCUUAAUGGACCUAGGAUCCUGGAGGACCUGCCCAGUUGGCCAGCAUCUCUCCUGGGCCUUCCAAAGCUCUGCCUGCACACCUCUGGCCAUGGUGGACCCAGGCGUCCUCCCCAGGACAGCUGGUGCCCUGAGCUCUUGGUUCUCACAACUGUAGGCCUGCUUAUAUUACUUGUUCCAAUAAAUAAACACUUGGAAAAAAAAGUAAUUCUUUGGUAUAUUUAAGGAGAAGGGCAGGGAAUGAGUAAAGAGUGGAUAAGGAAGAAGGAAAAGUGGAGGACACCUUGACAGGGGCAGUGGAACCUGACCCUAUCAGAUGAUAGCCCUGAGGUGGGUAAACAAGUAAGAGGAAAAGGCUGAGACUUUGAAAUUCCCAGCAGAAAAUGUGAAUGUGAAAAGAGUAACCAUGUAAAAUAGUCUCCUUUUAACACCAGUAGAUAUUGUGGGUUUUUUUUCUCUCCUUAUGACUCAUUCCAAGCUCAAGAAUAUAUGACAUCUGACCAAUCAGUGCCUUCUUUAUGAGCAUUCCUAACAGGUGUGGAAGUGAAGUUGAAUUUACUCAUGUCUUCUGCUCCCAAAGUACCAAUCGAUUUACAGUCAGUCUACAGGAGCCCUGGACACUAUUUCCUUUGGCCUGUGGAUGCCAUUGGUAGUGCUGAAGUACCUGCGCACCUGAAGGACAGUGGAAAAUACUCCCUUGAAAAUCAUUUCUAACGGGAUGUUCAGGUGCUGGCCAUAGGAGACAAACAGUUGUCAGAUGAAUGAGUAAGUAAGGCCAUGCCUCAUUUUAAAGUUUGUAAUUACACAUCCAGGCCAGAAAGUAAACCUGGAUGCGAACAUUCAGAACGUGUUCCUACUGCCAGCACCUGGGCUCCUGGGUGAGAGGAAGCCACCAAGAGGCUCAGGGACCAUCAUGUGGUGGGGGCUCAUUGUCCCACCCCGCCCUAGCUUCCUCUCUCAGGGCUCAGUGCUGACCUGGAUUCCCUAAGACCACAAUAGGAGCGUUCAACUGUUACUCCUUCAUACCCUGCAGGAAAAUCUGUUUAGUUAGGGGCUGUACCAACCCUCAGUGAGGAACUGGAAGCACCCUUUCUCUUCCUGGCUCCUAAUGCAAAGGCAGAUAACUUGAGAGCAGGCAAGUGGACGGAAACCCUGAAAUUCCAUCUUUAGGAUGCUUUGUCUGUCCCUUUUGCAGGGUUGUAGCUCUCGCUUCUCACAAGACACACUGUGAAUGGGAAUUUAAGGCUGGUAGAAGCCCUAACAACCACUAAGGAAGCCACCUGGAUGCACCAGCAGCCUUAACAGCUCUGUAAGGAGCUCCUGGCCUUAGACUCCCAAAAAGCACAAUGGCAGAGCCUCUGCCAAGUGCUUCAUUUUACAUCCAGGGCAGGGUACUUGUCGGCACUCUAAGUCCUCUGGAUCUGGAGAAACCCUUGCUGGGUUUCAUCCUCACACCCAACAGCUGCAACCCAGAUGGGAGACAAGCCAGUAUUUUGCCUUUUCAAGUUUUUAUUUUUAUACAUUUUUUUUGUAUUAAAAAGAAAAGCAUAAUUACCACAAAUUACAAAGGACUAAAGCAGGACUAGAAUAAUGAAUGAAUCACUUCAGCCUGGAAAGCAGAUACUCUCAAUAAUAUUAAUGUUAUAAUACAAGCUCAUUCAAGUAUUUUACAUGUUUUUUCUUUUUCUUUUUUUUUUGUCCUUUUAAAUGUGAUAUUCUAGCACAUGGUAAAGAUAAUGUACUAUGAGCGUAAGGUGGAACCUUCUCUGCAAAGCCAGAUGACAAGUUUUCCUCUCCAGUGAGAAACGGGCUCUAAGUUCUUCUCUGCCUCUGCCAUCAACAUGGGCCAAAAGAGGAGAGCGUGGGGGCUGGGGCAAAGCCAGGGACCCCUGCACACAGAAGAUACUCUGGGUCCUGUUCAGGAGGCGGCCAGAUGAUCCACGCCACUCUACCCAGGCUUUUGGCAAGCUUCCCCCCAACCCUCCCUAAGCCAUCUUCCUUGCCCCUCUUCCCCACUUCCAGGGCCUUCUGAGCAGCUUAAUUUCUUUCUGUCAUAAAAUCAAGGAAAAAGGGAAAAAAGAGCUACAAUGGAACAAAACAAAAACAAAACAACUUUGACAUCGGGGCUCAGCACCACAAUCUGAGCCCCAGGGGUUCAGGCUGAGGCAGGGCUGUGUGGCCCUUCUGUACUGGUAGUGCAUUUGCUCCCAGUUCAGGGGAGGGUGAAAGAGAAAACCUGUCCCUUACGAGGGUGAGACACAUAGACCUUCUGGUGUCUAAUACCGACAAGUCAUGUUGGCAUGGACCAACCUUGGAAAGGUGGAGGAUGAACAAAGGGGUUUGGGGCAAGGUGUUCGCUUUGUGUUUCAGGUCUUGGAUCCCCAAGGGAGGAUGGUGGGUGUGAAGUGGCUAGUCCUGAUGGCCCUGCCACUCCUGGCAUGCUUGUCACAGAUAAAUCGGUCCUAAAUUCAAGUGUCUUCAGAAAGUGAAGAUGUAAACUACUCUUUGCAACAUUAACUCCUAACAUGUUACAAAAACAAAAAGUCCUCCCCCCCUCUAAUCCUCAGCCUAUGCUGAGAUGAAGUCCUCACCUCACCACCCCAAAGGGGCUUCCUCUUUCUGGGGUGUCUGUGGGGAGGAUCAGGAAGAGGAUGGCAGCCCCUGGCCUGGGAAUAAACUCUAGAUAACAGCAGCCUUUUCCCACCUCCAAGGUUUUCUUGUGCUCCCAAACCCAGCAGAGAAUAAGCACUGAGGUUUCUGUGGUGCCGGAUACAGUACAGGGCUGAGUGACCUGAAGGAAAGAAAGAGGGAAUGAGGGGAAGGAGGAGGGAGGUCCAAGAGUCUAAUGUCUGGUACAAUGUGGGAAAGGCCUUCAAUCCUAGCAGAGACGAGACACUCACCUAACAUCCUUGGCUUUCGAGAGCACUGCGUCAGAGAUGAAACAGGCUUCCCACAUACCAACCACUGGAAAGGCAGGUGCCGGCUAAAAGGAAUGAAGUGCCCAAGACAGGGCAAGCCUGGGAUACUGUCCCCUACUCCCAACCUUUGGGCCCAACAAAGGAACCAACUGAGAAAAAGGGCCAAGGAAGUUCCAGCAAUUGAGUGAGCAACAAGACCAUAAACUCCUCUCCUGUUGCCCAGUUCCCACUGGGGGUGAACAGGCAGUCAUGCCCUUACCCAGCACACAUCCCAAAGUCUGUGUGGGUCAGUCCUUUGUCACCCUCCCUAGCUUCUGAUGACAGUAGACUCCAGCCAUUCCACUGUCAUUCACAACCCCAGCAGUUAGUGGCUGGAGAAGAGAAGUCAGGUAUACUCUAUGUCCACAUAUACCUUCCUGCCACAGGGCUUCAGCCACUGGCAGGGUUCCCCCCAGCCCCCAACUCCUCCUCAUCCCUUGUUCCCAAGCAGGGUCAACCGGAGGGUGGGCAGAGAUAGCCUGCAGAGGGGGGAUGCAAGCUGGGAAGACCCCACCAGACCUGAGGGAGGAGAAGUGGCAUCUUUCUCCACCUUUUACAAGGAACAAAGUCUCCUUGAGGUCUCAGAGAACUUCCAGGCCAAUACAAGAAACACUGCCAAGCCUCAGCUACCAGGCGUUCCGUUUUCCCCUCUGGGGUGGAGGAGGCGUUCAAGCUGAGGUCAAGAGUGUUCCAAAUCCAGGCCAACUCUGUUCUCCAACAGUCUGAAGCAAACUUGGCCUUUGGGUUCCAAGGGUAGGAUGAGAAGUGUCACGGCAGGAUGGGGCCUGGCAUGAGACAACAGCAAGCAGAGCGAGGACACGACAGAGGCAGCAGUGUACAGACACAGGACGUCAGCUUCAAACGAUGCAACAGCAGGGAUAUUAUGGGCACAGCUCUGACAGGAGCUGCCCCCAACUCUCUUGCCUCCAGUCAGGAGGCAUGGUACAUGCAACUCAGUCCAGAGAAAGAUUCUAUCCAAUCUAAGCCCAGGCACAUCCAGAGAAGGUGGGAGCUCUUCAGGUUGACUCCAUCGAGGAAAACAGGCAUUUGGAUAUUUCAGAUUCCCACUCCACAAUAAGGCAACUUUUAAAAAAAUAUUAUAUCCAAGAACAAAAAAAAAAAAAAAAAAAA
Messenger RNA from Trichechus manatus latirostris (Florida manatee), 6314 nucleotides. RefSeq names its product fatty acid hydroxylase domain containing 2 (gene FAXDC2). The transcript is spliced from 8 exons. The coding region runs from base 1 to 996 and encodes 331 amino acids. The record is from RefSeq and is a predicted model, not a curated record. Gene Ontology annotation, cellular component: endoplasmic reticulum membrane. Gene Ontology annotation, molecular function: iron ion binding; C-4 methylsterol oxidase activity. Lineage: Eukaryota; Metazoa; Chordata; Mammalia; Sirenia; Trichechidae. Gene Ontology annotation, biological process: sterol biosynthetic process.